Candoia aspera is the source of this 7993-nucleotide messenger RNA. RefSeq names its product phosphatidylinositol-5-phosphate 4-kinase type 2 alpha (gene PIP4K2A). The record is from RefSeq and is a predicted model, not a curated record. Gene Ontology annotation, biological process: phosphatidylinositol phosphate biosynthetic process. NCBI's taxonomy places the organism in Eukaryota, Metazoa, Chordata, Lepidosauria, Squamata, Candoiidae. The coding region runs from base 302 to 1516 and encodes 404 amino acids. Gene Ontology annotation, cellular component: plasma membrane. Gene Ontology annotation, molecular function: 1-phosphatidylinositol-4-phosphate 5-kinase activity; 1-phosphatidylinositol-5-phosphate 4-kinase activity. The transcript has 10 exons.
CGGGCCAGGAUGCUCUUGGUAUCGCCCUGCGGGGGCAGCAGCAGCAGCAGCAGCAGUUGCAGCAGCCGCCGCCGCCGCCGCGCCAAGGACUAGCCCGUCGCUUCGCUCCUGCCGCAGCCGCGCUACCGCUCGACGUGCCGCCCGAGAGCCAGCCAGCCAGCCAGCAGCGCUGCCUGGCUCCGCUGGCCCCUCCUUUCCCGCCGUCUCUUCCUUUUCCUCCCCUGCCCGUGGCGGCUCCGGGGCGCUGAGCCUCGCCGUCCUCUUUCUCCCCUUCCUCCUGGGUUGCUCCUCGGCGGCUCCCAUGGCGGCCCCGGGGAAUAUCGUGUCCGUUAUGGCGAGUAAGACCAAGACCAAGAAGAAGCACUUCGUGGCCCAGAAAGUCAAGCUCUUCCGGGCCAGCGACCCGCUGCUCAGCGUCCUCAUGUGGGGGGUGAACCAUUCGAUCAAUGAACUGAGCCAUGUUCAAAUCCCUGUUAUGCUGAUGCCAGAUGACUUCAAAGCGUAUUCAAAGAUAAAAGUGGACAAUCACCUUUUUAACAAAGAAAACAUGCCAAGCCAUUUCAAAUUCAAGGAAUAUUGCCCAAUGGUUUUUCGUAAUUUGCGAGAGAGGUUUGGAAUUGAUGAUCAGGACUUUCAGAAUUCUCUGACAAGAAGUUGUCCACUUGCUAAUGAUUCUCCAGCUCGGAGUGGUGCCCGAUUCCACAGCUCUUAUGACAAAAGAUACGUCAUAAAAACUAUAACAAGUGAAGAUGUAGCAGAAAUGCACAAUAUACUGAAGAAAUAUCACCAGUAUAUAGUGGAAUGUCAUGGCAACACACUACUUCCACAAUUUUUGGGCAUGUACCGGCUUACUGUUGAUGGAGUUGAAGUGUAUAUGAUUGUUACAAGAAAUGUAUUCAGCCAUCGUUUAUCUGUUUAUAGAAAAUAUGAUUUAAAGGGCUCAACAGUAGCGAGAGAAGCCAGUGACAAAGAAAAGGCCAAAGAACUGCCAACAUUUAAAGACAAUGACUUCAUCAACGAUGGUCAAAAGAUUUAUAUUGAUGAAGCCAACAAAAAGAUGUUCCUUGAAAAGCUUAAAAAGGAUGUUGAGUUCCUUGCUCAAUUAAAACUCAUGGAUUAUAGCUUGCUUGUUGGAAUUCAUGAUGUUGAAAGAGCAGAGCAAGAGGAAGUGGAAUGUGAAGAGAAUGAUGAAGAUGAAGGAGAAAGUGAUGGGGCUCACCCGGUUGGAACACCUCCAGAUAGCCCAGGAAAUACACUGAACAGUUUGCAGCCUUUAGCUCCAGGAGAAUUUGAUCCAACCAUUGAUGUUUAUGGUAUAAAAUGCCAUGAAAAUGCAGUUAGAAAAGAGGUAUACUUUAUGGCUAUUAUUGACAUUCUUACUCAUUAUGACGCCAAAAAGAAAGCUGCCCAUGCUGCAAAAACUGUGAAACAUGGGGCUGGUGCAGAGAUUUCAACAGUUAAUCCUGAACAGUAUUCAAAGCGAUUCUUGGACUUUAUUGCCAACAUCUUAACGUAACCUAAUGCUCCGUUGGACAGUACAAGGUCUGGAAGCAACAGUGAAUUGCUACAAGUGUGUAAGGGGUCUUUAAGAACGCUUCUUUUAAAAGGAACUCAAGUUCUCUCUUGCAGAAGGCAGCCCCCCACCCCACCCACCCCAUUUACAUCUGCUGGCAAAGAUGACUGACGGGGGUGAAAUAUUCGCUUUUACAGCUGCCUGAUUAUGCCCAGCAUAGUUUUAGCUUUUUCUGACAUGUAUGCGUGUGUGUGAGUGUAUGUGUGUGUGAGUGUGCAAAAUUGAAUAUAAAUUAACUAAUAAUAACUAAAAUACAUCAGCUCCUACUCUGCAUUGCAACAACACCACUCUGGAUACUAGCUGAGAUGGAAUAGAAAAAGAAAUUGUGGGUGAGGGAAGAAAAGACUAUGUGCAUGUUGAGACCUACAAUAUUGGAAUCGAAGUUGUAAACUGUGGAUCAGUUUAUAAUUUGAACUGAUAGAUGCACGAUAGUAUUGGUGGUAAUUAUGACUCUGAUCUUAUUGUGAAUGUUACACUUAACAAUCCUGCAUGUUUGCGCUCCUUAAGAAUAACGACUAUCUGCUGGAAGCUUUUCCUCUUGGCAGUUUUUUUGUUUUUUUUAAAUGUUACUAAGUAAGCCCAUUGCAACAGGAAAUAGUCUUCCAGCAUUUCAGAAGUUUGGCUCUUGUUUUAUCAAGUUCUAAUGCCAUAAUCAUUCUGUGUGUUCUUUGCCAAGGGAAAACCCAUUUUGAGGAUCAGGGUGGGAGGAAUAUAGACUGUUUAAUUGUCUUGUAACAUGAAGAUUUUACAUUGUAUGUUUAUCAUAUAGAAACUGAGUAUAGUACAAAGAAAAUCAAAUACGCUUUUUAGAAAAAUGAAUUGUUGGGGGCAACAAUAGCAUUUCUUUCCCCACAUGAACAAAGAUGUAGGAAGGUUUGUUCACCUGUAAGAGAUCAAAAGAAGACAUUAAAAGCUUACAUGUGCUGUUUUUAAAAUAUUUUAUUAAAAUAUUCUUUUUUAAGCCCUAUAUUUUAUUGUUUACAUUAAUAGGAAAACAGGGAUGCUCUUGAGUCUGUGCAUAGGUUGCGAAUCUGAAGUUUACAUGUAAAGUUACUUUGCAGUACAGAUGAAGUAAUUUCUUGAGAUGUAAAAUGCAGUAAUGUAUCAAAGCAGAUAUUUUAUUCACCCUUGUGAUAGAAUCUCUCUUUUUUUACAACAGUGACAGAUUGUUCUGAAGUAUUUUAAAUGGUAUUUUAAUUAUCAUAAUUUAGCAUUGUCUUUCUCUAAAUUAUAUUGUUUAAAUAAUUGCCUAGAACUGUGCUGUCCCCUGUAAUCUGCUGGUUUUUCUUUUUGGAGUUUUUGGAAAAGGACAGAAUUAGAGAUGCUUAAAAUUAUAUUCUGUACGUAUACACUGUGCAAAAACAAUGUGCCUUUUAAAAUUCUUUAAGUAGACAUUCAUAGGCAAUUUUUUUUAAAAAUGAAAAAAAUCAUGUUCUGCAAUCUAUAACUUUAUUCCUGGAGUGCCAGAUUGCCUUCUCCAUUAAUAUAAUGUCAGUACUGCUACAAAUUCAGUGCAUGUAGGGUUGAUUAGAGAAUUCUGAUAAAAUAACAACUGGUCAUGCCAUCUUAUGUAGUCAAAAGCAAUAUCAUCCCUAUUAAUAUCUGUGUUUUUUAUUAUCUUUUUAAACAUAUCUCAGUAGGUUUUCUUUUUUUCACCAAUAAUAAUGCUUCAAAAGUUGAUAGGUGUUUUUUUUUAAUAACUAAUCCUAUUCUCCCUCCUGACGCCCCUUGUAUUUGGCCCAGAAAAGAGUUGAGGACAUUUCAAAGCUUACAUGGGCCUUCAAGACCAUCCAGCUAUGAGAAUUGUACCUAAAUGAGGGGCUAAUUAGAAAUGGGGAGGACCUAGUAUUAGGUCAUUUAAUGUACAUGGCAAAAGUGUUGAAUUAUCUUGCUGGAAUCUGUAGAGAGGGUGGAAGAGAUUCCUGGCUGAUCCUCUGGAGAACUGUGGUCUGCCAGCGUAGAUAACACUCAGCUACAGGAUUCAUGGUAUAUUUGGGCAUAAAGCAACUUCUUUUGCUUAAAACAUCGACUUAAAUGCUGCUGCCUCAUCUCUUCUUGCUUCUUGGGAUACUUCCCAGCCAGCCAUAUAAACCAUCAGUGACUGCAUGAGGAAAAAGGUGUAAUUUACAUUUGCUUCACACCAGCUAUGUUGUUCUUCCCAUUUGAUAUAAAUGUCUAUAAUUGGUUGAUUAUUUUGUUGCCUGAUGCUGCUGCUGAUUUUUAAUAUAUGUCAGCUGUAGCACAUCUGGAUGGCAUAUGCAUUUCCUUAAUAACUUUAGUUUCAUUCAGUAUUUUAGAAUAGCUACAAAUUCUGUUCUAGGUUUUGAUAAUCCAUUCAGGCAUGUGAUACCCAAAAUCACAUCAGUUUUAGAUAACAUUGCAACGGUUUUUAGGUAGGGUAAAAUGAGGAACUGGUAAAUAAUUAAUUUGAAGCAAGGGAUAUACACAAAUAUUAUUUCCAUAUAUCAUACCUAUUUUGGAAAUCCUUUGAACAUAUUGCUUGGGUUCCAUUUCAUUUUUCAUAACAUUUGAAAAUUUCAUGCCUUUGAAAAUUCUAUUUUUUAUAAAUGAACUCCAAAUUUUCACAGAGGAGAUACUGUUGCUGUUGUAUAGAGCAGGAGUCUCCCAGUUGAUAUAUGGUCACCAAAUGAAGUGGUACCUCUCUUCUCACCUGAAUUUCUACUAAUUCAAUUGGAUAUGUAAUGGUAAUUAUAAGCUUGGGUGGACUGUCACCAUAAAUGCUACCAUUGGUGACUUUUCAGGAUUAUUAAUAAAUUUAACUAAUUUCUAUUGCAUUACAGGUUGUAUCUCACACUUCUGUAAUUCUGCACAAUUCUAGUUUCCUAGCAAGGCUUUUCAAAUAAGCUGCAUGACACUUUGGGGCUUAUAUACCUUGUGCUUCAGGAUAGUUACUUGCUGAGAUGGGCGGCUAUAGAAAUCAAAUAAAUAAAUAAAAUGGGCUAAAGCAAUAGAGGUGUAGAAUGACGAGUGCCCCAACCACUUGUUGCUUUUCGCUGUUCCCUCUUAAAUUAAUAUAUCAACAUAAGAUCUGUCCAUUUCCUUAAGGCUGAAGUGCAAAAAGUAGAGCCAAAAGAAUUGGUUCCUUUUUUAUUUUAUUGCAUUUUUUCCCAGUUUUGCAGUUUCAGGGGCAAACUAGUUCCAAAUUCUGCAAGGUUUAAGGCACCGAUUUCACCCAUGAAAAACUCUGGAUGUCCAAAUGGAUCUUGGCUCCACACGCAUUAGGAGUGUAGCUCUCAACAUGCUGCAUAAAGUGUGGUGCAGCUCUUGGAGAAUAUGGAAGUUACACACUCCUCCCUUAUGGGGAGUUAACAUUAAACAUCUCUUGUUGGUCUCUUUACAAAAUUUCGUGUUUCCAUAUCUUACCAUUUUCUCCCUCUAUGACAAACAUGGUGUGUGUCUCCCAUUUUUCUGUUUUCCUGUUGAUUCUGUUACAUUUUUAAAUAGGCAGGAUAGGUUUUGUGCAAGCAUUCCCACAGAAAAAGAACCUUCAUUCUCCUUUAUUGCUUAUACAGUCAGCUCUUCUCCAGGCCAAUUUCUACCCUGACUAGUUAAUUAUUAUACUUCAUCCCAGUUCUGUAGUUGGAUGUCUACUGACUCUGUUAUGAAAUAAGAUAAAACAAUGUCCUCCAAAAUUAACAAAACUUAAAAUAUGAUUUGUUUUUUAAUAAUAUGAUUUAUUGCUCCUCCUUGGAUACUUGAACCCUUUUGAUAGAUCCUACAAGCUGAUAGCCACAGGUCACGUUCUUUUGUGGAUGCUUAUAUUUUUAGUUUUUGCUACAACUUCCUUCUCUUAUUUAACAUUGGAUACAGUGAUCUAAUGUAUUGCUUUCUUAUUCUACAACAUGGGCAUUUAACCCUUCUUUUUCUAAUUUCUUCCAAGUUUCAGUUGUGUUUUUUAUUCAGAUUGCCAUCUGUAAUGGAAUUCUUAUCCUCUGUCAUAUUGUUAGCACAAGGAAAUGUAGUCUUUUUUCUUCUGCUGUGCUCAGUUUGGUUAACCUAUUCCAGCAAUCCCAUUUUCCUUAAUUGAGCUCUAAUUUCCUAAUUAUUUCUUACAGAUGUUCAGGUAUUAUUGAACGGAUUGACCGUUUAACACUGGGCUGUCCAUCAAGGGAAUUCCAAAAUUGUUAACCCUUUGUUUUGCUAAUUGAGUAUUGUUUCAUUUAAUUUUCAAUCCAGUUUCUUGUUUAAUGAAGUCUCCAUCCUCAAAACAUCAAGAUGGAAUGUCAGAGGGCCUAAUCUGAAAGUGUUUCAUAUUAGGUCCUCUUGAAUACCUCACAGUUGCAGAUCGCAGUAGGACUGCCCCUGAGAUGCUAUUAGCUGGACACUCCCAAAAUAACUGUGCUAAGUGCCUCUUACUUACUGAUACUUUUUCUACUCUCACCUGUAUGUCUUCUGUCCCAAUUCCUUUCUCUUAACUUCAUUAGUUAUAACUGCAGGUCCCUAUUUCAAUUAUUUUUGCUACAAUUCCCAGCAUUUAUUUCUUUUUUACUAAAUCUUGCUGUUCUCUGAAAAAUAAUGUAGCUGUGGAUUGAAUAGAUAGUAGGUCUGCCAUGAUUUGGAAAUACGUAGCAAAAGUGGUUCAGAGAAUGAAAGUAGCAUCAUUCCGUAUCUGCCAUGGGAUCCUGGGAAAAUCCUGCUUUAAAGAGAGGCUGUGUUUGUGCUGCAGCAUGGUUAGGAGCAUUUCUUUGGGAUGUACUCAGAAGCAUUGCACAGCCCUAGUGGGUAGUUUCAGUAUUCCCUUCCUCUGAUUACAUUAACUAGGUGUAUGCAUUAUGCUAAGACAUAAUGUGAUUUGUUCGGCUUUGGUUUAACAUGUUAUAUGAACCCACCUUCAUUGUUUGUGAAGCAUAUUUUAUGGCUUAAUAUUUGGAUGAAUUCAGCCAAUAUGUUAUCCCAUCCUGUACUGACCACUGCAGUUUAAGCCUUGAUCUUGGAACUGAUGCUGGCAACGUCCCUCUAAACUUAGGCUGCAGUCUUCAGUUACAUUAGCAAUGUCUAAUGAGUCAAUAAAUGUGCAGUCAGCUUUCCUACUCUGAAUAUAAUAUGGAAAAAUAUGUGUGUGUUUAAACUCAAGUGUCUUUAUUCUGAUUUAUUAGGAGACAUGACUACCUGUGGCAGAGCAACCAGUUCCAUAUGUGGUGUUCUCUGCAGUUCCUUUUCCUUUGUUUUUGCCUUAAAGGCCCUUUAAUUGCAAGUUAGGUUGGUUCCACAUGUUUCUGUUCCACAAAUUGUCAUGUGCUGGCUUUUUUCCCACAAAUAGGAGCUUUUGCUCACAAUUUGUUCUGUUAAAAGGAGUAAUUUUUGCUGUAGUAACAUACCUUAUAUGGAAACCUAAGCUAACAGUUUUAACACACCACUACUAUCAGACUUAAACAGCACAUUGCAAAUCUCACCAGUCUUUCAUAUUUAGAUGCAGGUUACAAAGGUUACUGGAUUUGGAGUUUAUACUUCCUUGGGACUCUGAUAUAGUCCUUUUAAAAACUUUGUUGACUAAUAUUCAACCAGGAUGGGAAUCCAUAUGUUGGUUUAUGUUCUGUAUAUUAUUAAUUACAUAAUUGUCAGAAAAUUAUAUUUUACCAAAUAGGGGAAAUAUAACAUUCUGACUUGAUUCCAUGUAUUUUUAAGCUUAAUAGACAACUCUAAAAGAAAUCUGAUAGGCCCAAAUUAAAACUUGGGUGAAGUGCUCUAUGGCAGAUCUAACUGAAUGGUGGACCCUAGGAUACCUUCUUUUGGCAACAAUGAAAAUAUGUGAGCCAGGCUUACCAUUAAUUUAACAUUUAGACAAUGUAACAAGAUUAUUAGAAGUCAGGAACGAGAUAUCUUGUGGGUAACAGAAUAUACUAGAAAUAUUACUCUGUACAUUAGGCACACCUAGAUUUUUCUUAUGAGCCAAGUAUGCCUGUUCCUGGAUGUCCAUCUAGUCUCCUAGAAUCCAGAGUGAUUCUAAAUUUUACCACCAUGUGACCUUUCUAGUGAUGUUAAUAGUACUGUAAUGUAUGUGUACAACCCUGUAUUUUUCUGUAUUAAGUUGAUAACUGUGGCUUGGGAUUUUUAUUCCUUCUCUCAUACUGUACAUGCAACACUCAUGAUCUCCAAUGUCAUGUGAAUGUUAUAUUUCUUACCAUGCACAAUGGCUUCUAAGUUUGAUGAGACUACAAGAGUAUUUCUGGGAGACCAUGUUACAUUAAAGAGUAACUAUUCCAUUGUGGCCAAUUAGCAUAUGUGUUUUAAUGAAAUAAGUUCAGCACCCUUUUCUGUCUGUAACUGUCUUGUCAUUUAUUAUCUGUUAAACUGUUUGGAGAGGUGAGGAAGUUUCAAAUUGUAUCACCUAGCUCUAAAAAGACACUCUAGACAUGAGUAAGGCUUUAUAAAAUAAAGCACUUUUGAUUUGCUAGGAAA